AUGAACGACCUUACCGAGAAUGCGAUCGGCAAAUUGCUUCACCGCUAUCACCAAGCCGUGCCAUCAUCUCUGCCCGACUUAAAGUUGAAGGCAAACUUCGGCAUUGCUGCGCCUGAGAUGCCGGCACUUGUCUUCACGCAUGACGAGGAGUGGAAAGAGGCGGCGAAUGGCUUCAACGUCAAAAAAAUGAUCGACUUCCUCUCGCAGAAGGAUGUACGUUAG
Molecule: messenger RNA, 222 nt
Organism: Dibothriocephalus latus
Lineage: Eukaryota; Metazoa; Platyhelminthes; Cestoda; Diphyllobothriidea; Diphyllobothriidae
Source: the annotation of a GenBank genome assembly